Messenger RNA from Mercurialis annua (annual mercury), 1035 nucleotides. RefSeq names its product cytochrome c oxidase subunit 5b-1, mitochondrial. Gene Ontology annotation, cellular component: mitochondrial envelope. The transcript is spliced from 6 exons. Bases 171 to 689 code for a protein of 172 amino acids. Lineage: Eukaryota; Viridiplantae; Streptophyta; Magnoliopsida; Malpighiales; Euphorbiaceae. Gene Ontology annotation, biological process: mitochondrial electron transport, cytochrome c to oxygen. The record is from RefSeq and is a predicted model, not a curated record.
CAGUGGGCGAGGCACUGAGUGAAACCCCGUCGCCUCCUUUCCUUCCAUUUUGGCCCUUUUACACAAAAAGCUAACAGCAAGAAGAAGAAACAAAUUAUCAUUUUCAGGGCGUGACCUCUGAUCAGUAGAGAACACAUAUCUCACAAACCCUAAAACCAAAAACGACGACGAUGUGGAGAAGAACGCUAUUCUCUUCGCACCUCAAAACCCUAGUCUCCUCCUCUUACCGAUCUACCUCCGCAGCCACUCAAUUCGCUUCUCAUAAGCACCUACACAGAUCUUUCGUAUCACCGUCUUCUUCUAUCUUCCAUCGCUAUUUCUCCGCCGAAGCAGCUUUUGUAGCGGAUGGUGCUGUGAAGAAGAGGGUUGAGGACAUAAUGCCUAUUGCCACUGGACAUGAAAAGGAGGAGCUUGAAUCUGAGCUUCAGGGAAAGGAUAUUCUUGAAAUUAACUUUCCAGUUGGUCCCUUCGGCACAAAGGAAGCACCAGCUGUCGUGAAGUCCUACUAUGACAAGAGAAUUGUUGGUUGCCCAGGAGGUGAAGGAGAGGAUGAGCAUGAUGUUGUUUGGUUUUGGCUGGAGAAAGGCAAGGCACAUGAAUGCCCAGUGUGCACGCAAAACUUUGUGCUGGAAGUAGUGGGCCCUGGUGGACCUCCUGAUGGUCAUGGCGACGACGAACAUCAUCACUAGUUGGAGCUAUUCAGUUUUACCUUUCAGAAUAAAAUUGGGAAGAUGAUGAGACAAGUUCCAUUAUACAAAGUAACGUCGAAAUUCAAAAGCUUAUUGUCUUGUUCGUUUUUGAUUGGUCCCUUGUAUUUGUGGCCGUUGCUUUUGCAACAAACAGGAUGAUGGUAUCUUUUUUUUGGUGGUUAUGUAGACACAUACUGGUCAUCCAAAUGAUGGAACCAAUGGAUUUUGUUAGGGUUUGGUCUAAAUGCAAUUGCCAAAUAAUUGAUGGCUACACUUACUAUUCUUUCAUAAAACUUUCUUGAUGUUAGUGUGAGAAGGGAAUCGUAGAAUUUCUGCUUUGAUGCUA